This is a messenger RNA of Phodopus roborovskii (desert hamster), 438 nucleotides long. RefSeq names its product prolactin induced protein (gene Pip). Lineage: Eukaryota; Metazoa; Chordata; Mammalia; Rodentia; Cricetidae. The transcript is spliced from 4 exons. The record is from RefSeq and is a predicted model, not a curated record. Gene Ontology annotation, molecular function: aspartic-type endopeptidase activity. Gene Ontology annotation, biological process: regulation of immune system process; proteolysis. Bases 1 to 438 code for a protein of 145 amino acids. Gene Ontology annotation, cellular component: extracellular region.
AUGCACCGCCUUUCACUUAAGCUCAGUGCUGCCUCCCUCUUGAUCCUGUGCCUGCAGCUAGGGAUCAACAAGGCUCAGGAUGAUGCAAGCAUUCGAAAGCCACUUAUAUUUUAUUUAGAUGUUCCAACAGCUGCAAAGGCAAACGAUGAGAUUUCUGUGAGACUUGGAAUGAUAACGGAAUACAAGGAAUGUUUAGUGGUCACAGCUUCCCUUAAAAGCAAUGUCCAGAUGGAAGGCAACUUCAACUUCAAACAAACCCGCUGCAUCUGUAACGAUCAUCGAGUAAACUUCUACUGGGACUUUCCAGUCACCCAAACUGUCACUUUUGAAGUACUGGUUGAAAUUGUUAAGGAGAAAAAUGUCUGCCCUGACGAUGUGGCCGUGGUGCCCAUCAUAGGAGACACGUAUUACACUUACCGUACUGUGCAUGUCCGCUAA